Messenger RNA from Capsicum annuum, 1696 nucleotides. RefSeq lists its product as uncharacterized. Gene Ontology annotation, biological process: regulation of DNA-templated transcription. Bases 392 to 1426 code for a protein of 344 amino acids. The transcript has 4 exons. The record is from RefSeq and is a predicted model, not a curated record. Gene Ontology annotation, molecular function: transcription coregulator activity. NCBI's taxonomy places the organism in Eukaryota, Viridiplantae, Streptophyta, Magnoliopsida, Solanales, Solanaceae.
UCGUGUGUAUACUUUCGAAACUCCAUAAUGAGCUUUUUAACUCCGCCACUGUAAUAAAGUGGUAACAACCUAUUGUGUUCUUGGGAUUAGUAGAUACUGCAUAGCUGAAAGAUGUAAUCUGAAGGCAACUCAGUUGUGGACUUUCACUUUCAAUAUCGCACUCGUAUCGAAUUCUUCAAACAUAUAGUAUUUUUGAAAGUUACGACACGUAUUCAUUUAAUAUUUUUUGAAGAGUCCGAGCAACGUAAAAAGCCAAGAGGGUCCAUGAGGGGGAAGUCACGCGACAUACUUUCAAGCCAACUUAAAAGCUUAGUCAAGUAGAAUAAAUUUUAGUUUUAUAUGUAUUUUAGCUUUCUCUUUUUCUUUCUACUUCUUCUCCAGUUCUUGAAACAUGACUAAACCUGGUCCAAGACCUUAUGAAUGUGUUAGGAAAGCUUGGCAUAGUGAUAGACAUCAACCUAUCAGAGGUUCCCUUAUUCAAGAAAUUUUCAGGGUUGUGAAUGAGGUUCAUGGCUUAGCAACUAAGAAGAAUAAGGAAUGGCAAGAGAAACUUCCUAUAGUUGUCUUUAAAGCUGAGAAAAUUAUGUAUUCCAAGGCCAAUUCUGAGGCUGAGUAUAUGGAUCUUAAAACUCUUUGGGAUAGACUAAAUGAUGCCAUUGAUACUAUUAUUAGAAGAGACGAUGACAAUACUGAAUCCAGGCCUAGGGAGCUUUUACAACCUUGCAUUGAAGCUGCUUUGCAUUUGGGUUGCUCACCGAAAAGAUCAUCAAGGAGCCAGCGGAACAAUUCUCCAAGAUAUUAUCUAAGUCCUGAAACUCCAGAGUCUAACAAAAUGCCGCACUUGUCAACUCUGAAAUUUACUCCAUCUGUUGGCAUACAAAAUUUACCAAUGCAGACUGCCCGUGCCUCGCCUACUUCUUGUACUGUUUAUCCUUUGUAUCACGGUCGCUGUCAGUUUGAACCUUCUGGUCCCAAACUCGGCUCUAGAACCGAUGCCAAAUCAAAUGCUCAGCUUGUGGAAGCGAACAAGAAGAUUUCUCUAAGAGAUCCUCGCCCGUGUAACUUAAACGCUUCAAGUGAAACUUCUCGGACGGAUUGUGAAGAUGUUUCUGGGACUGUAAUAGGGUGUGAUUUAUCUCUGCGUUUGGGGUCGUUUGUGGUUCCCUGUACUAGAGUUGAGAACGCUUUACGCGAGGAUGACAAACCUGGUGAUAUAUGCCGGUUGAAUGAUCUAUCUCCACAUUUCAAUAGAGGUUUGUCAUUCUUCUUGAAGGAAAAUGCUGAUAAAAACCAGUUUGAAUCAUCUUCGAUGAGUUCAAAUGCCCGAAAUUUGAAUGUAGAGUCGGUUUUGACAAAGAGAAAGCUCGGUGAGGAUCAGCAGAUUUAUUGGCCAGUGAAGCUCCCUUUUAACAGAUUCAGGUCCUAGGUUAUUAACUUAGGUUCCAAGCUGCUCGGACUCUCUAAAAAUGUGGCCGCACCCAUGUUUGUUCCUUCAAAAAUGAACUACUUUUGAGAGAUCCGAAAACACCUGGUGAAAUUUUUGAAGAGUCCGAGUAACAUAGCUUACGUUUCAGUAUUUGUCUUGACAAUGUUGGAGUAGGAAUGUUUAAAAUCUGUGUCUUGUAGCCUCCUUGCUGUAGUUUGUUUGUAACAUUGUAUGCUGCAAACUUAUGUUGUUUAGACUCUUCAAAAAUGU